AAGCGGGCCGGCCCCCGGAAGCGCCGCCGGGACCCCUCCGCAGCUAUGUAGGACCCGCCGCCAGGACGGGACGCGACGUGCGGCCGCCGCCAUGGACGGCAGCGGCGCCGCGGCUCCGGCGGGGCCCAACCUACCCAAUCUCACCCCGCGGCACCGGCAGCUCAUCCCCACGCCCUGCGGCCCCAUAAAACCAUGUUCAGAGCUCUCAUUCCCUGUGAAGAUCUACUUCUGUGUCACUAUUUUGUCCCUACUGAGUGUCAUAGGGCUGACCAUAGAGACACUGGUGCGCCAGACUGAGGAGGAUUUCACCAUUUCCUUUAUUCAGUUGGUUGGAGUUGUGUUCUGUGUGUAUUAUGUGAGCAGGGGCAUCCUGCAGGAGAACCGCCAGGAGCUCGUUGUGUUUGUGCUCUCCAUCCUGCUUGUGAUGCUCCGCUCCAUCAUCAACUUCACUGUGCUCCCUGCUGAGCAGAAGCCAAAACUCCUGGCCCGUUUUGUGCUGAUCCUGCUGGUGGGCUCCUUUGAUGUGAUCUGUGCCCUCAUCCUCAUCCAGAGCCAGUCCAUGAUGGCAUUCCGAGUAGGGGGUGCCCUGGAGAGCCUCCAGUCCCAGUACUUCAUGCUCAACCUCUGCUUUUCCAUGCUCACUUUUGAUCUGCAGGCACAGCUGUGCCUGUGCAUCCUCUUGAUCAGCCUGCAUGAGAUCACCCUGCUGCACAACAUCAUCUCAGCCACGGGCAUCGUCUGGGCCUGCCUGAAGGUCACCAUGGGCAUCAUUGCAAUUUUAAAAGAGCUGAAACCUUUGGUGUGGGUAUUUCUGAUUCAGAAUGUGCCUGAGGUGGUUAAUCUCAUCUACCUGCUCUACACGUGUUUUCUUCCUAUGGAAGGAUUGAGUCCUGAGCCCUCCCCAUGCUCCCCCUGCAGCUCUCAGAGUGAAGCCACCCUAGGAACUCCUGACCAAGGACCUGCAGCCAGGGUGGCAAUAAAGGAUCACUUUCCCAGAAUGGAGAAGGUUCAGGAAGAUGUCACACGUUCCUUGGAGCAGUGCAGGUGGUACAGAGCUUAGAAAGUAAAAUAUGCUGAUCUUGCUGACAGGACCAAGCAGCUUUCACUCCUUUUCCUGUUUUGCUGCUUUGUAAGCACAGGGGUUCACACCUGCACGAGUGGGAAAUGGUGCUCCUUUCAAUGCUUUUUGCCUGGAUAGACACAAACAUCAUGAAGGAAAUUUGCACACCCUUCCUCUGUACCCAAAUCUAUAAGGGGAUUGUGAUGCCAUCAGUUCCCAGCUUGGAUCUACUGCUGAGCAGGUCCAGCCCUAAUGGUUUGGUGACAGUGGUGUCCCCUGUUUAGGGCUCCUUUUCCUCCUCUGGCUUUAGAACAUUUCACUUUUGUUUGUUUUUUAACCCCAGCUACACAUAAAAACUACUCCCUGUAACCUCACCCCUCCCUCAGUGUAACCAAGGUGCCAUUUCAUACCAGGGGACUGUUCCAAUUAUGCCUUUAAUAUUGUAAUUUAAAAGUUUGGUAUUUUAUUGACUGAAACCUUUAACUGGCUAUUUUUUAAUAAAGUACAAGCACA
This is a messenger RNA of Cyanistes caeruleus (blue tit), 1573 nucleotides long. RefSeq lists its product as uncharacterized. The record is from RefSeq and is a predicted model, not a curated record. NCBI's taxonomy places the organism in Eukaryota, Metazoa, Chordata, Aves, Passeriformes, Paridae.